Molecule: messenger RNA, 4282 nt
Organism: Dalotia coriaria
Lineage: Eukaryota; Metazoa; Arthropoda; Insecta; Coleoptera; Staphylinidae
Gene: Mekk1
Product: mitogen-activated protein kinase kinase kinase 4
Biological process (GO): MAPK cascade; protein phosphorylation
Molecular function (GO): ATP binding; protein kinase activity
Source: RefSeq, a predicted model, not a curated record
CGGAAUCGAUCGCCGAUUACCGAAAAUGUGAGUGCGCGUCGAUACACGCAUCGUUUGUCCUGUGUGGCAAAAAUGUCCGCGCCUCUGCCGAUCGACGACGACAAGCACGACAAACCGCUCUACUCCGAUGAAGACUUUAGCGAGAAGUACGAUUGCUAUGGUCGGACACCGCCGCGCACUCGUCUUCUACGCAAAUACAAAGAAAAGAAGCAUCGCGACAAGGAAAACUUCGGCAAUGGAGUCAAGGCGUCGCCGAAAUUGACCCGUAAGGUUGUUUCUCGACGCAACACAGUUAGCACCAUGUUUGAAGAGUUAAUUACAAAGGCAGAAAAUGAUGCAGAUGAGGGUAAGCGGACGAACAAGCGUAAUAUUAAGUUACUACGCGGUUCUGAACGAGAUCUCAAGUUGGACAUUGGUACUGCCCAGCUGGCAGCUCAGGAAAACCAAAAAAGUGAUGGAACUAUGUGCUUGUCGAGAGCAAUUGAGAGCUGCAGCAGAUUCAAAUGUUUGACUUCAAAGAGAGUGGCUGCAGGGAAUAAAAUCCGAGCAGCCCGACCAGUCUCCACACCAACAGGUAACAAUAAUAUUGCUUUGGAGGACUUUGAUUGCUCCGCCAAUCGUAUCGAGUUCCAUCAGACAUUAAGUAUGCUUAUAAAGAUGGGCUGUGGAGACAAACCAGCUCCAGAUCGCGGUUCCAGAAGACACAUUAGCCGCGAAGAAAUCCUCUGGCAAACUGAACUUAAAGAUCUCAUCUGGCUUGAACUGCAAGCGUAUCACGCCGACCGAACGCCCGUUGAACAGGACGAAUUCCUAUGGUCCGCUCGCGAAUCAAUCGGUCCUUUGCUCAACACAGUUAUGUGUUACAAAUUCAAUCGUCAUCGCACUGACUGCCCGGGUUGUUUGUCCAUGUACUGUGAGGCGUGCAUGCAAGCGCAGAACGAUGCACUCAAGGAUAUAGAAGAAAUCCUGCUGCAAUUAGAAGCGGCAGAGUCUUUGUUUCCCUCGAGUAAAGCAUUUGGUGAAUUGUUUCCACUCUAUACAUCGGCGGAGUUCGUCGGGAGAGUGAAAGCAAUGUGUUUGUGGUACAAUAUGACGCGCCACCAUCGACUUAAACUCGUCAUUAUUGGUAAACUACUCGCGCUGCUUGAGAACAAAGACUUUCAAUGGCCGAUGCAGGAAUCUGUCGAUUCCACCAGUCCUUCAGACAGCAACAGUUCCACAAAUUCGGUGAAUGACUACCUUUUAAACGAUAGAACUCCCGUCGAUAUGUACAAUGUCAUGCCGAUCGUAUCUCUAGUCAACAAGCGGUAUGAAAAUGCUUGCUCUCCAUACCGCAAGUACAUUGAGAACAUUCUCAAAACGCGCGGUCUUAAUAAAAGUAUGAGUUUUCUGGAUAAGUUGCACAAGCACGUCUUGAGGAAGGCACAGUUAACACUAGAGAAACCAAAGGAUGAAGCAGUUUUUUCCAGCGAUAGCCAUGAUGAUGAAUUGAUGCGUUAUGGCUGUUGGAGUCCGGAAGCGCAUGCCUUGCAACUGCCUAGUUAUAAAGCAGCGUUUUUGUUUUUGGCGUCGGUUCCGCUCGAAGUGGUGCAUGAGUUUAUCCGUAUGAGAUUGGAACAGAAGCCGAAGAAGCCGUCACCGCUCAGUGUGCGGCAAUUGUUGCGUGAGUCAAAGGAGGGUAUUAAAAUUGCGGUGCUGCAACGCGAAUGCACAGUGUCCUACAUUGCCACUCUAGAAAAUGAAGGUGUAAAACAAUACACGCAGAAUAUUGAGAUUUUCGAUCAGAGUCUAGAGCGGAUUUUUGUCGAUUACUUGGAGUACAUGAGCAGCUGGGCGCUGUUGCAGCAGGACACGUUCCAGAAGAACUUUUUCGAAGAAGAGUGGAAUUUUGUGUGUGAUAAUGUUAAGCAUAUUCCCAAUGGAUUCGACAGAGCUGGCAUGAAAUUUUGUAAUAUUGGGGCGAUGAUGGCGGAAAUUGGCAAUCGUCUCACGACUAGGAUUGAAGAGUUGGCUAAGGAGGUGGAUUCACGUGAAGAAUUUUAUAAAAAACAAAAUUUAUUUGUGGUAUGUCGUGAGUUACAAGCCGUGUUUAAUUUGGAACGUGAAACAAGCAUGAAAAUAAUUGCAUUCGCGAAAACUUUGUUUCGAAGCGGCAUUCCUAUCAAUAACGUCGAAGAAUUUAAGAGUUCUGUGGUUGCGUUGAAGUGCACUCUGCCGAAGGCCAUCGAAAAAGUGCAAAAUAUUUGCGAUAUCACCACAUUGGAGAAUCUGGAUGAGUCUGAAAAAGCGGCGUUUAUCUCCCGUUAUAGGGAGAUUCUUAUGCAGGGAUUUAGAUUUGGAUUUGAAUUUCAUAAAGAAAUGUCUGAAUUUGUACCUGCUGAGCGGCGGCCAUUGUUGGCACGUAGUAUGGUGCAAUUUGCGCACUUGUGGAUGAAAUUCGCGCAGGAACGUUGUGAACGCGGUCGUGGAAAACGCCCCCGCUGGGCGUACCAAGGCCUGGACUUCUUAUUAACAGUCUGCGAGCCGCAGUACACACGAUUUCUCAGCGACAGUGAAUUUGAAGAGCUUAAAAUGAGCAUGGAUCGUUGCAUCUCGCAUGUAAUUGGUACUACGGCGCCUUCAACUCCUGAUUCUGGUUUCCAUUCGUCAUCACCACGUCCUUCUCUGGAGCUGGUGAAGUUUCCGCGUAGCCGCGGUUCAUCACCCAGCCCGCGGCCAACUUAUAAGAGUCAACGUAGCGCCGGACGUAAAACGAGCGUAGAACAAAGCUCUCCAAUAUCGGAGGCCGAGUCGCCACAGUUCAAUCAAUUCAAAUGCGAAGAUUGUCUAGAGGAGGUGAUUGUUAAAAUAAAACACUCGCCUGCUCUACGAGCCGCGUCUAUUCGUACAGCGGUGACGACAUUGGACGAAGUAAUGGAUACCAAAUUGCGGCAGCAGGAGUUAAUCGGUAAAAUUUAUCCGAAAGAACCAUGUGGGAGUUUGAGUAUGAAGUAUCUUCGAAAGAGAAAUGUCACUUUCAGUUGGCAGCGCGGUAUUAAAAUAGGCCAGGGUAGGUUUGGUAAGGUGUACACUGCGAUUAAUAACGAUACGGGUGAAAUGAUGGCUGUGAAAGAGGUGGCGAUUCAACAAUUCGACGUUUCCGUUCGGAAAGUCACCGAGGAGAUUAAAGCGAUGGAAGGUAUUUCACAUCGCAAUCUGGUCAAGUACUACGGCUUGGAGGUGCACAAGGAAGAGAUGUUGAUAUUUAUGGAGUUCUGCGCCGAAGGUACGUUGGAAAGUCUCGUUGCAGGGACUGUGAAUGGUCUUCCGGAGCUUUUGAUCCGCAGGUACACCUUUCAAUUAGUGAACGGUGUGGCUGCGUUGCAUGAGCACGGAAUUGUGCAUCGCGAUAUCAAAACGGCGAAUAUUUUCUUAACGGACGAGGGCAAUCGACUUAAAAUUGGAGAUUUCGGCUGUGCUGUUAAGCUCAAGUCGCAUGUGACUAUGCCAGGCGAGUUGAUGGGCAUUAUUGGGACGCAGGCUUACAUGGCACCGGAAAUGUUCACCAAAACCACCAUCGAUGGUCAUGGUAGGGCCGCUGAUAUUUGGUCAGUGGGUUGUGUUGUCGUUGAAAUGGCGUCAGGCAAGCGACCAUGGAGUAAAUAUGACUCCAAUUUUCAAAUAAUGUUCAAAGUCGGUAUGGGAGAGGCGCCCGAAGCUCCUGCAACUCUGAUCGACGAAGGGCACGACUUUUUGGAAAACUGCUUCCAACACGAUCCGCGCCAACGUUGGACCGCGGAAAGAUUGUUGUCGCACAACUUUGUGACCGUGGGUGAUGACUCUUUAUUCCGCACGGACGUAAUUUAGGCCUUAGUACGGUAACUGACCAUACACAAAUGAAAAAGUAACAAAUCUGAAAGCCAGUAGUACAAGUACACAAUCGUACGUAGCUCAUAUUUAUACAGUAUUCGCUUAAUUUAUGUUGAUGUAAUGUUGAAAUUUUACGAUUAUGAUGAUGAUUGUCAUGAUAUUUUUAAACAAAAGGUAAUGGUUAAAAGCGGGUGAUAACAUUUUAAGAUUGUUGAUGCAAAACGUACACUUAAAGGCACUCGUAUAUUUUUAUAAUAGAUCAUAUAUGGAUGUUACAACAAUUUUAAACUUGUUUGUUGGAUGAGAAAUUCUUCUAGGGAGUGUUUAUUGUUUAAAAUGUUGGAUAGUGAUAGAGACUAUGUUUGUGUGACUGUUUGUACGUUUCUGCAGUUUUUUUAAUUGUCCAACGUGAAUAGAAUUUAAAAGUGGAAAA